AUAUCUAACGUUACAGUUCUUUAAUGUGUUUUGACUUGAACGACACUUCAGCAGUGCCAGCAUGUAUUUCGACACGUUUCCCCGGGAAGCCGUUGACCAGCUAUCGGAGACGGGACCGUUCUACGUGCGGCACAGAGACGGGACGAUGCGGUCCCGGGGCCGGCCGGCACACGGGAUGGGCCCGCCCGAGAAACGGCCCCGGUUGAAGUCGCCUGGUGCAGAACUUGACCAACGUAGCUCACAUGCUUCUGGAGUAAACGGUGCACCAAGAAAGUUGUUCAGCCUCUGCCUGGACUUUGUGGCUGAGAACAUCCACUUGGUGGACUCCCUUGUUGACUUCCCAGAAGUGGUGGGGCACCAGCUGUUUAAGGCAGUCCAGGAUGCUGGAAGAUUCCAAGUGCCAGAUGAUGCUGCCAGGACACUCGGCCUGUUCUGUGAGGCCUAUGGGGCCUUGGUACUGAGUUCUCUAACCAUCAGGGGACAGGUUCUACCGCUGAAUGACUAUCUACAACCUGGGAUUCAGUACAUGACAGCUCUACAGCAGCUUGACCUGAGUAAAUGUGGACUGGGAGAUGAGCAUGGCAUUCUGGGAGAAAUAAGUCAGAUGUCUAGGUAUUGUUUCUCCAAGGUGCUGAAAUGUUUUCCUGUGUUCUUACUUUUUAUAAAAUCCUACCCCGCUGCCAGUUUGACCCAGCUAAGCCUGCAGGGGAACUGCCUGUCCCAACGAGGUGUGCAGAGAGUCACCCUGCCGUACAAGAUGUUUGGGAGAGGACCGGCUGGCAUGGAGGUCUUCAAUCUGGCAGAUAAUGCAGAUUUGAGUGACAAGGUUGUGGGCUCUGUGCCAUUCAAGAGACUACGAGCUGUCAAUCUUUCCCAGACUAGUCUGACAAAAUCAGGGAUAAAGAAGCUGUGUGACCAGGGCUGGGCAGAGUGGACAGAGACACUGCCAGAAUUCAGUGACGACAACGCAAUCAGCAAUAUAGGAUGGGCACAGAAGGUAGUGGAAGACUGGUUUCAACCUGCAAAAACACAGAAUUCCUGUGUUCCAACAACGGCUGAUGAUGAAAAUAAGUCAGAUCGACGAUCACUGUCCCUACGCAAGUUCUAUCGAAAAACCUUACCACCCAAACAAAAACAUCUUAAGAACCAGAAAAGAAGACUUCAGGGUCAUCUUCACCUGUACAGAAAAGUUACCAACAACAGCCAAGAAAAGUACACAUCUGUACCAGCAACACAAGGAACACUUUCUUUCAACAUAGCACAAACAACCAAGCGUUAUGACAGCAGUGAUUAUGUAAUCUUUGAGAAAACUACGACCAAACAAAAAUGCACGCAAGGUAGACAACUAUCAAAACAAGACGGAAACAAGUCGUUGAAGGGGGACAAUAACAUGACAGUUGUAGUACGAGAAAAGGAUGAAGACAAGUUUAACAGCUGGUCAGAUGAGGAAGGAGACUUGUUAAAGAGCUACUUGCAGCCAGAGUCUAAACUGAGCCCAAAAUUGUCUCUUCUGUCUGCCAUGGAGAGGUGGUAG
Branchiostoma belcheri (Belcher's lancelet) is the source of this 1534-nucleotide messenger RNA. RefSeq names its product leucine-rich repeat-containing protein 42-like. The record is from RefSeq and is a predicted model, not a curated record. NCBI's taxonomy places the organism in Eukaryota, Metazoa, Chordata, Leptocardii, Amphioxiformes, Branchiostomatidae. Gene Ontology annotation, molecular function: protein binding.